Molecule: messenger RNA, 2463 nt
Organism: Cylindrotheca closterium
Lineage: Eukaryota; Bacillariophyta; Bacillariophyceae; Bacillariales; Bacillariaceae
Source: the annotation of a GenBank genome assembly
AUGUCAAGCGUUGGACAGCCACCCCAUGAAGUUGGAAAUGACCAAGUGAAGUCAGCAAUUACAGUGCUGGUCUUGGGUGACGAGGGUGUGGGGAAAUCUUCGUUGAUCUCCACAUUUGUUUCUCGACACUUCUCAGAGGUUGUUCCCGGAAUCAUGACGCGAGUGCGUUUGCCUCCAGAUCCGCUAAACGCUAGCAUCACUACAAUUGUGGACUCGCAAGGCGGUGACGUGGCUCUGUCUUCGGUCACAGCAACCUUAUCACUAGCAACUAGUGGUAGUGGUGAUGGCCUGAGCGGCUCUGAACGUAGGGCUUCGAGUGCGUCACUCUCCUCCUUGCGCAAAAGCAUUUCGAGCAACACCCUGAGCAAUGUCGGAAUCGUUGAAAUGGUGGAUUCGAUUAUUCUGGUAUAUGAUUUGGACCGAGAUGAGACCUUCUUUCGUCUCGAGAAUCACUGGUUGCCAUUGAUUGAACGAUGUUACAAUGGGGAGGUUCCAGUAAUUGUGGCAGGAACCAAAAUGGACCUCUUUCUACCAUCAAGUAUUGCAGGAGUUACUGACGAGCAAGUGCUCGCUCGAUCUAGGCAACAGGUUGUCAGUCUCAUGCAACGUUUUCGGUUUAUCCGACAAUGCAUCAAGUGCAGUGCCAAGAACCUUCUUCGAGUAGAUGAUGUAUUUCUGAAAGCCCAACAGGCAGUCUUUUACCCUAUUGUACCCAUCUACAAUUUGGAUGUUGGCAAGCUUUCAGAGAAUUGUGAAAGAGCCUUUACCCGCAUCUUUCGCAUGUAUGACAGAGACCACGAUGGUCUGCUAAGUCACUCGGAAUUGGAUCGAUUCCAGCAUGACACCUUCCGUGUCUAUAUCUAUGAACGGGACUUGGCUGGUUGGAAGAAAGUAGUUACCCGCAACAACCCAAAUGCUGAAGUUGUCCGGGAAGGAAAGUUCACUGCUGAUGGUUUUCUUUCCAUCUUUGAUGUGUUUAUAUGCCAAAAUCGCUUGGACGUUCCAUGGACGGCCCUUCGAAAGUUUGGCUACGAUAACGAUCUGAAUUUGAACCUUCCACAGUCAAUACUUUAUGGAUUGGACGGAGCUGACUUCUCUUGGAAGCUGUCAGCAAGUGCUAGACGAUUUCUUGCUGACGUUUUCCUUCAAUUUGAUUCGGACAAGGACGGAGUUUUGUCAUUGGAAGAUAUCGAAAAGAUCUUCUCUGUUGUUCAAACUCACUCCCUCCCUCCAUGGCAUCUAAAUCGCUCCGCUGAUUUAUUCCGAGGUUGCUUCAGUCUACCGACAAUGCCAACAGAUUCGGCCCCAUCCGGAUCGGAAGCGUUAAGGGAAGUGAUUGCGUCAUCGCAGUCGCUAUCUACUAGUGGCAUUACAAUUAUCAGUGGGGCGACCUUUCCAACUCUUGAUUUGCCCUCCACAGCCGAAGAACCAACAAUUAAUGUUCCUUCAAAGCCCCUUUCCUUUUUGGAUUGGAUGGGCCUGUGGCACGUGGCAUCAGCAGUUUCGCCCGCAGUUGCAAGAGCUGAACUCUUUCGAUUGGGGCAUGUGGAAAAUUAUCAGAGGAAACGCAAGAAUCAAGACAUUGCGAGCCGAGCAGCGAUUGAACCGAACAGCCGCAACCUAGACAUGAGAUUGCCAUCACGAGAAGUCCGUGUCUUGCUACUCGGUAGUCCAGGAUGCGGCAAAACAGCCUUGUUGAAUUCAUUGCGCUGUUUGGAGGACCCCCUUUCUACUUCGAAGACACCCAUACCUAUGACUUCCAGCGUCCAUGUUCGCGUCAAGAAGAAUCUUUCGAAAGGAAGCGAUACCGAGGAAACGAUUGUUGUGCACCUCGUGAUUACUGACGUUCCUGAAGCCAAAGCGGAGAACCAAGCGUUGAGGAAAAAACACCUCACGCAAAUGCUCACUCCUGGAAACUGCGAUUUGGUGAUGCUUGCAUUUGAUUCAACGAACAGUGCCAGCCUUGCAUAUGCGAAUCAUCUUGAAGACGAAUUCCUGAUAGAUGACAUUCCACGUGUGUAUGUUGCAACCAAGGCAGACCAAUCCGCAUUGGAAGCUGGCGAUUCUAGUGGGGUAGAAGGAAAUGACACUCAGGUCAGCGUCAUUCAACGGGCUGCUCUUCACUGCAGGGAUCUGGAUUUGGAGCCACCUUUGGUGACAUCAGCAACCUCCUCCAUGUUGGGCGCUGAGGGUGACCAUGGGGAGAAAAGCAGGUGCUCAGUUCUCGAACAUCUGGCUCGCUCAUGUGUUUUUGAAGCGGGGAUCGAACAGCUGCGUGCCAAACCACACGAGGAAGAGAAGCGUCGGGACGCAGCGAAGCAACGAUUCCAAAAGAUGCUUUGGUUGGGCGUUGGAUCUGGAGUAGCAGCAGCCUUUGUUGGUUUGCUGUGGCCCACAAAAAGCAAAGGUGGCCGAUUUGGCUGGUUAAAGAGUUUGUUCAAUAGGCAUUCGGCUGUCAUGUAG